AAUUGAACACUGCUCAUAUUACUGAAACAAUGAACGAACGUGAAAAAGACGUUGAGAAUAAUCAAGAUUCCCGAGAAGUAGAAGUCGAUAAUAGGGACAGCGAUACAUCGGAAUCUGAUUCUUCUACCGAUAGCGAAGAAGAUUCCAAUAUUGAAAACUCAAAUCGAGUACGAAAACUAUCGACAAAUACUGGUGCUGAUGUUUUGAAUCAAACAGCUGAACCUAAUGCGAAAAUAAAAGGAUCUUCAAAUUCUAGUGAAUCUUUCAAACAAAGUCGAUUGACAAGAACAUUAACUCCCUUAAAACAAUUUUCAUUGUCGAAAUUGAAGCCACAAAAUUCACAAGUGGCUAAUUUAUCAUUUGAUUUUUCAACAAUUUCUCUUCACCAUUCAAUGGAUAGUUUAAAAAAUUUAACCACAAAUAAAGUUAAAUUUCCCAAAGGUAAUUUGUUCCGACGAAAUGUUAAAACUGCUGAUGUAAAUUCUGAUAUGAGCAACGGAAUCGGUUCCAUUGCUCGAAACAAUGAUGAAAACAAUUUCAACAAUAAUCAACAACAACAAACAAUUCUUCACCAUGUGAAUGAAGAUGAAGAAAAAUCGGAGAUUGAAAAAGCAAUUAAAAAUCUGCAAAAUAGAACAUCUUUAUCCUCUUUCAACAAAAAUCCAUCAUUAGAAUCAAACGGUAAAGCAGAUAAUAUCCAAGAACCGAUUUUGCAGGAUGAAGAUAAAAUUUCGCUAGCAAUCCCAUCUAGUGAGUCAUUUAUGAGGAUUGAAGUAUCUGCGGAAAAUACUGAUGCACCGUCAUCAAAUUUAACAGCUGGAGCAUUCGAAAUCAUAUGGCGUAAUGUCAUCUAUUAUCCAGCAAAUGUUCAAGCAGAAAAAAACGAUUCAGUUGAAAAAAAUUCAACUAAAAAGAAACAAAGAUCAAGACGAGCCAUAUUGAACAACAUUAGCGGAAUGUUCCGUAGUGGACAGAUGACUGGUAUCAUGGGUCCAUCCGGUUGUGGUAAAACAGUUCUUUUGAAUUGUAUUGCUGGAUUUUUACCCAUACAUAUUCGAAAAGAAAACAGUGGUGAUAUCCUUGUCAAUGGUUUGAAUUCAGUACGAAUCGGAUUUGUUGAACAAUUCGAUCAUUUACAUGAGAAAUUAACAGUACGAGAAACAUUACUAUUCGCAUCGAAAAUACGAAAUGCUGCACGAUACUAUUUAAAUCAUGAAAAAGUAGUGAAUAGUGUUAUGGAACGAUUAUAUUUAACCGAAAUGGCUGAUAUUGCUGUAUCACGAUGUAGCAAUGGACAACGCAAACGGGUUUCAAUCGCCAUAGAAUUGGUUUUCAAUUCAGAUAUACUCAUGUUGGAUGAACCGACUACCGGUGUGGAUAGUGUAAACGGUUAUCAAAUUAUGAAUAAUCUCAAAUCGUUGACCAAACGACGAAAAGCCAUAGCGAUCGUAGCAACUAUUCAUCAACCUAGUGCACGUAUUUUUGCAUUAUUUGAUAAUCUAAUCAUAUUAUCAUGUAAAGGAUCCAUAUUGUUUCAGGGUCACCCUAAUGAUCUGACACAAAUAUUGCAAGAUAUUGGUUUAAAAUGUCCAAUGUAUACAAGUCUAUCGGAUUAUAUUCUCGAAGUGGCAAGCGGUGAUUUUGGAAAUAAAAGUUUGCAAACAUUAUCACAUUAUAAUAAUGAAAUGAAUAAAAAACGUUUUUCUGACGAUUUUAAUGAAGUUGAAAUGAAUUCGCUUCGUGAAGCUGUGAAACGAGCUCAUCUUGGAGAUCAAAGAUCGCUGGCACUUUGUACAUGGCUAGUAUUAUGGAGAUGUUUUAUUUGCAAUUAUCGUAAUCCAUUCAGUUUAAAAACUCGCAUUCCUUCGUUGACAUUUAUGGCCAUAUUUUUGAUCAUGUUAUAUGGCGAUGACAUUGGUCAGAUAUCGACAUGUGGGACAAAAUAUGUUCUUUGGAAUGCAAAAAUUGAAGAUAUUUUGGACAUAAUGGAAGAACAUUCAACGCUUGUACAUGAAAAUCUAUCUGUUUUGCUAUUGUUGAAUAUUGUGGCAUUAUAUAAUUCUAUGCUUGCGUUGAUAAUAACCAUACCAGAUGAAAUUUAUGUAUUUCGUCGUGAAUAUAACAAUUAUAGCUAUACCAUAUGGACAUAUUUUGCAGCCAAAACAAUUAGUGAACUACCAUUCACGAUGAUAUCGACAAGUAUAUUUACAUGGGCUGUGCAUCGUGGUACCGGACAAAUAUUUGACCAUUGGGAUCGUAUCUAUUUUACUAUUUUGCCUUGUUGUCUGAUCACAUUGGUUGGACAAUUUAUUGGAAUGAUGCUUGGAACAAUUUUCUAUGGAAGCCAAGUACAAGCAGUAUUUGGUAUGACAUUUAUACUGGUACCCGUAUUAGUGUUUUCUGGUUAUUUUAAACUUAUUUCACAAAUGAACAGUGUAAUGGUAUUCCUGUCAAACCUGUCAUUCCUAAAGCCAUCAAUGAAUUCAAUAAUGAUAGCUACAUAUGGAUUUGAUCGUUGUUUUUUUCAGACUCAACAAGAAUUACAACAAAUUCAAGCGAUGAAUCAAUCACGACCAGAUUGGAUAGAUUCGGUUACAACAUUAGUAGAUAUAUAUGCAACCACUUAUAAUCAAACACAAUUAAUGGAUAAAGAAUUAGAAAAUGAACAAAAAUUGAUCGGAUUUAUGGGCAUCGGAAAAAAUCCGAAUGAUCGCCGUGCAUUUAUACUUCAAUAUUGGGAACUGUCCGAAACACAUGAUAGUUAUUAUCAUGAAAUCUAUCAUUUAAUCAUCUAUAAUCUUAUACUAGCUGGCAUGGUGUAUAUAACAAUGUUUAUUCGAUUGAAACGAGAAAAAAAUUGAAUACAUCAUCAUCAAAAUUUGAUUAUUCAA
Messenger RNA from Dermatophagoides farinae (American house dust mite), 2891 nucleotides. Its product is annotated as ATP-binding cassette subfamily G member 4. Gene Ontology annotation, molecular function: ABC-type transporter activity; ATP hydrolysis activity; ATP binding. Gene Ontology annotation, cellular component: plasma membrane. NCBI's taxonomy places the organism in Eukaryota, Metazoa, Arthropoda, Arachnida, Sarcoptiformes, Pyroglyphidae. The record is from RefSeq and is a predicted model, not a curated record. Gene Ontology annotation, biological process: transmembrane transport.